Molecule: messenger RNA, 6521 nt
Organism: Sander lucioperca (pikeperch)
Lineage: Eukaryota; Metazoa; Chordata; Actinopteri; Perciformes; Percidae
Gene: plekha6
Product: pleckstrin homology domain containing, family A member 6
Exons: 28
Coding region: 480-4019 (1179 amino acids)
Source: RefSeq, a predicted model, not a curated record
CAGGGAUUUUCUGCCAGGCAUGCUCUGUAGGCUCCCUGCUUCCCUCCAUCCAUUCAGUCCUAUCUGCGGAGAGGUAGCCUAUUAUUGUCCCGCAUCCUGGAGGAUCUAUUGUUGGCUGAUGGUGACAUUUACCACGGCUCUGACUGAGGGCACACACUCAUCUACACACACACGUUGGAAUACAGGUGCAGUUGUAAGAGACGGCAGCAAGGACGUGGCAGCAUUUGUACAUAGCUGAGCGGCGGGGCUGUCUGCAGAUCGGCCCAUUCCAGCCAAGCCCCAGCAUGUUGUAGGCGGCUGCUACCAACAGAAAGACCGGAGCGGAGAAAACAACAAAGAAGAGAAGGGAAGAAAGUGAAGGAAGGGAUGGUGAAAGAAGUCAACAUGACCCCAGUAGACCAGCUGGACCAGCAGUGAGCCAGAUCCAGCUGGAAGAGCCUGCAACCAUACACUCCUAUCUGCAGCACUGUGAUUUGGAUAUGAAUGGGAAGGUGAAUACUAAUGCUGAGAAGAUCACUCACUCCAAAAGUGCAAAUAUGGUGUCAGACCUGUCCCCAGAAGACCAGCCUUACACCCGGACAUCUCGUACUCCCAGAGGUACUCCCAGAACGGCAGCCACGUUUGGGAAGCGCUCCAACUCUAUGCGCAGGAAUCCCAAAGCAGCAGUCAGCAAACAGGGAUGGCUCUACAAGCAGGCCAGCAGUGGAGUGAAGCAGUGGAACAAGAGGUGGUUCGUCCUGGCUGACAGAUGUCUCUUCUACUACAAAGAUGAGAAGGAGGACACGGUGUUAGGGAGUUUGCCGCUGCUUAGUUUCCGAAUCGGAGGAGUGGAACCUUCGGAUAACAUCACCCGCAAGUUUGCCUUUAAGGUGAAUUCAGAGAAGGAGGAGGGUGAGGAUGGCGAGUUGAAGGAUCCUGUUGUGUUUUGCAUGCAGGCGGAGCACGCCGGCACCAGGACGUACUACUUCAGCGCAGACAGCCAUGAGGAACAGGAAGGGUGGAUCAGAGCUAUGAGCGAGGCUGCAGAGGUCAUCAUCCAGCCAACACAUAGAAUAAACUCGGACGCCACAGUUGAUCUCAACCACACCAUGGUGACCAAGGCACCCAACCCACAGACCCCGCAGCAUCCACACACACAAGCACACAAUGAAACGGACAAUGACUUCCCCCCCUACCCUAAAAUCAAUGGGGUGAACAGCCUCGAGACCCCCCCGCCCUCCACCCCCUGCUCCGACCAGGAGGGCACAAAGAACUACGGCAGACGAGGAGAAGGCGGCGGAGACGGCGAAGACGAAGGCGGAGGUACUGGUCCUGACCACGCCCCUCACCCGAGUCAACAUCCAAACGGUUGGGGCACUCGCAACGCCGCGCCCCACAACAGCCACAGCCAAGCCCCUCUCUCCAGGAGUCACAGCGGACACCGUACCCCUCAGGGACCCCCGGAGGGGGGUGUCGGCCCGACACAGGACCCCAGGGAGCAGCAGGACAAUGUGGUGCUGAGGAGGGGCUUUGUGCCGCGGACGGCUCCAGAGAGGGUGGCCCAGAGGAAGAGCUCCAUGGCCCAGCUGCAGCAGUGGGUCAACCAGCGGCGGGGCAUGGCCUCACAGGAGGACCUCAACAGCCCGUCUCGUUACUACCCAGUGAACCGGGGGGGCCCAGGUGACUACUAUGGCUACCCUGGUGGCCCCCAGUAUGUGGAGGAGUACGCCCUGUACCCGCCAGGGGUCCGACCCGACAGCAUUUGCUCCGUCUCUACUGUGGGGGGCUACGACCGGCGCUGGACUGUGGAGGAGAAGCGCCACUCGCUGAGGGACGGACCUCAUCAGCUGUACGGACCCACAAUGCCCAGGGAGCAGUGGCGGCCGCAGGGCUAUGGCGGAAUGGAAACAUCCAUGAGACGUCUGUCCAUCCAGCCGCGCUCCAGGUCUGUGCCCAGGUCUCCGUCCUCGUCAUCCUACUCGCCCAACUUUGCCUCACCGGCCCGGUCGCCGUCUGCCCGCUUCGACCGCUUUCAAAGGGGGAUGAGGGACGACGUGAUCUAUGCUGAUCCAUCCGUCUACAGCCUGCGGAGAUCCCUCAGCUCGCCCAAGUAUGACUACCCUGGUGAUAGGAGGUCCUUAAGCCAAGGAUUAUACCACUACAACUACCCUGUAUCCCCUUCCAUCCACAAUAAAAUGGAGGACAUAUUAGAUCUACAGCUGCAGCGCAACCUGGAUUACUUAGACCAACAGGUGCUCGAAGGAAGCCACCUAAUUGGCACGGUUCGCCGAAUGGUGGAGCGCUCAUCCUCAACAGCAAAGCUCUGUGUACAAGUGCCUCCCUUCCAUGAUGUCUAUAGCAGAGAGUUACAUCCUACACUAAAGCUCAACGAGAUUGAAACCAGUAAACUCUUGGGUCGACUGUGUGAGCAGAGCCAGAUUCUGAAAGACCACGAGGCUGUUGUCCACCGACUGAGAAUGGACAAGGACAGCCUAGAGGAGGCGCUGGUGGCGACUCAUCAGGAGAUGGAGCUGUACCAUAACCAGCCGUUGGCCAUGGACAAGCUGCGCUUCAAAAAGGAAACCUUGCAGAACCAGCUCAUCAACAUCAGAGGGGAGCUCUCCCAGGCCUCCAGUGCUUUAACCACCACUCGUAUGGAGUUUGAAGCAUUGGAGGACGAGGCCAACGCCAUUCAUGGAGAUCUAUGGGAGCAGCUUAAUGCAGGAGGGCAGAGUGAACUGGUCCGUAGGCACAUCCAGAAAGAGUUUUGGAGAGUCCAGGAUGUAUUAGAGGGACUGCACAAGAAUAACUCAUCCAGAGGCACUGACACAGCCAAGCACAGAGUGGCCAGUGGUGCAUCGGGCUCCUUUAGCACCAAUAGUCCAGCCAGCCCCCUGAGCUCCAUAAGCCUCACCAGCCCGCUCAGCCCCUUCUCCCCAGUGCCCGGCUCCCAGGCCUCCCCCACCAAACAGCUGGGCCCGGAGGAAAGUGUUCCCCCAAGGCCUCCCCUCCCCAAGUCCUAUUACCCAUUGGAGCCCUCCCCUACCUUCCCUCCCUCCGUCCCUCCCCUGCCCUUUGACAGCGCUACCUGGCUACGCAGCUUGGGCAUCGAUGACGGUUAUCUUGAUGGUGAAGAUUCUCACAUCAGAAAGCCCAAAUAUGGAGAACACAACAACAUCAGUGACGUGCAGGACCAGGUCCAGGAUAGACAAUCCACCAUGAAUAAAGUUGGCAUUGUCCCUCCUAGAACGAAGUCCCCCACUGACGAAUCGCACAGCAGCUCUACUAGAGUUUCCCGCCAUAAUGGCAGAGGGCCUAAUGGAAUCUCUAGGGAGCGGCCGAAGAGCGCCGUGUUUCCCGCGGAGCUGAAGUCGAAGAUGAGCGUGCAGGAGCAGAAUGAGCGAAUUCGACGCAACCAGAGCAGCUCUGUAAGGGACAAGAGGCGGAGUCUAAACCUCUCAGGUGGCCAGUCUCCAUCCAACUACAAAGUGAUCCGUAGGCGGCUGACAGCUCACGAGAUUGACAUCAAAGACCUGGAGGCGGCGGUUCGAGGCCCAGGGCAGGAGUCACCUCGGCAAGAGAUCGCUCGCCUGAGACGGUUAAAGGCUGAACCAGAACCCUACGACCUGAACCUCAGCAGAGAGGUGCAUUUGUUCCAGCUGAUGACUCCGGACAAGGUUCUGAUCCCGGAGCGCUACCUGGACGUGGAGGACAACACUCCUCUCAGCCCCGAGGAACAGAAGGAGAAGCAGAAGAAACUGGAGCGGAUCAAGACCCUCAUUGCCAAAUCGAACCUGCAGAACAUGGUUCCUGUGCUGGACGGCCCUGUGGAUGGUGGGGCUCCAGUCAGCUCCCAGCAGCAGUUGGAGGAGCAGGAGAAGCGUAUUGAGAUCUCCUGUGCUCUGGCUGCCGAGGCCUCUCGUCGCAGCCGCCUUCUCUCCGCCCAGUGCGCCCCCAGCACCCCCACCUCCCCGACCAGCCUGGCCCCUCCCCCUUCCUCUGCUGACUUCCCCAACUCUGCCCACACCAUGAUGGCGUGAGUCAUGCAAGCUCAAGCCCUGGCUGCUGUCAAGUUUGAUGGAGCAUCUUUCUGAGGAUUCACCGGUUAAACUACAACAAUGAGGAUGGGCCCCCUGACAAAAGACUUAUUUGCCCCCCAUUCCCCCCCCCCCCAAACAAAAAAACAAAACUCCAGUUCCAUCCAACUCACGACAGUCUCCUGCUAUGUGUGCUCUAUGGCACCAAGGAAGGCUCCAGAUCUCCUACCAGCUUCAAGGUGUGAAAUAUUUCUCUAUAAUUUUGCUCAGGACAUAUUCCACAAAGAAGAGAUUACAGAUGAACUACAGUACGUUGAUGAUGAGAUAUUUUACACGCAUAAAGACAAAAUGUCCAGUGUUGAUCAGUUCACAAGGGAACACUGCAUAUGAGAUGCCCUCACUGAAGAGGAACAGGGAACAGAGCUGCAGAGAUAAAUCAAGAGAAAGAGUUUGGGAUGAGGCCAGAUGGACGUCACUGAGGUUGACUGGUAGACAAAAGCCUCACUAAAACCUACAGAGAGGCUUUGAACAUGCUUCUGGACACUAAAAGCCACAAUGAUGUUUAUACUAUAAUCAUCUAAUCUCCAUAUCAACCUUGGAAAACCACCAUGUCUUGUGGCCUAGUGAGGAGUGGUGCUCAGUGACAGACAGACUGACUUUAACAACUGAGCGAAAUAAGAGUGAAGCUUCUCAUCCUUUGUAAAAAAAAAAAAAAAGGACUCCCCUUCUGAACUCACUGUGAUGCCGGUCUCACCAAGACCUCCACCCCCUUCCACUUCUCCCAUUCCAUCAACAUGGUCUGGUAUUUAAUUACACUCAUAUGCAGCCAUUAGCAUGACAUACAUUUGAUUGGGUCAAACGUAAUGUCACCUGGAUUACGUUUUGCUUCAAUGCAUCGCCCAUCUUUCACACCAAACACGCAAAAGCCAACCCCUUCUCACUUCCAACUCUUCACAUGCUUUCCUCAGAUGCUUGGUCAGUGGCCCUAAGCUUCAGAUAGCGACACACCAGGCACCCUUUAGCGUCUGUAUGGGACGCACUUGGAAGAGCAGCAGCUCGGCCGCGGUGCUGUAAGAUGACCCAGAGCGUCAAAAGUUAAAGCUAAUAAGUCCUGACCAAGUGCGUUGAAAAAUGACGCCAAAGGGGUACCCAGAGUGUUAAAAAGUGACACAAGGGGUCCUGACUAAGCGUCAGUAUUUGACGAGUUGGGAUUGGGAGUGUGUUGAAAGAGCACAGAGUUUGUUGCAAGGCAGAGCUGAAGAUAAGGAGCAUUACAUCAACCAUGACCCAUCUUACAAAGCUGUGCAUGGCAACACCUUGUCCUACAUUCGAGUGUUGCACACGUGAAACACAAUAUUAAUUUUCUAACCUGGUAUCCUCACCCACUUUACUGACAUACUUGUAAGAUCUAGAGUAAAGAUAUAUACUCUAAAAUGAACAUCUCUGUACAUACCAACUGGAUGAACGCAGAUGUGGUCCAGCCGACAUGCUUGUAGGCAUAUAUAAAGUCUGCGUGGUCAUACAUUUUAAACCGCAGUCUGUGUGAAUCGUGCAAGACAUGUUACCUUGCAUGGCAGCUGGAUUCUCGCGGUAUCAUGAGAUCACGCAAAAUCCCAGGAUCGCAUAUCACACGAAAAUCUGUCUUGUCCGGCUUCAAGUAACGGUGGUUUUGGUGCGAGUGGCGAUCGCAACCGUUCAAAACAAAACUGUUCAAAACAACAAUGGCGGACGUGAUAGACAGAUAGUUCAUCCAGUCACCUGCCAGGUAUGUUGAUGUGCAGUUGAUGAAAUGUAUGUCACACGGAUACAUUCUUUUCUACAUUGAAAUAGGCAUCUCACAGCCUCUGCCUGCUAUCAAUGCUGCGAUGCCAUUGGUUAAAGUCAGCUUAUUUGGGGGUCAAAAUUCAAUUGAGUUGAAAUUUUGCCACAAAACGUGGAGGAAAAUCAAGGCAGUGUGCACAGCUAGGACUCGCUCUGCUGCUUGCUCUUUGUCAUGUUGACUUUACUAUGAUGUGAAAGCCGUUCAAAUUGUAAAGUUGAAAUCAUAUACUUAUUUUAAUUGAAUUAUGGCCAUUUUGUCUCAUCUGUAUGGUGGAGUUUUGUUAGACACUAAGACAGACACAUGUACUGUGGUUGGACUCGCUGUCUGUAUGGUUCUGUCCAGAGAGAAGUGUUCAAACCAGAGCUGUCAGACACCAAGUGACAUGCUUUCACCUAAUGUUGUGGGCCAAACAUUUUAAUACGGAGAAUAACACCAGCAGUGGAUUAUAUACUUAGGUAUAUAAUGUGUAUUUCAACUUUUACAAUGGCUGCUUCAUAGAAACAGCAGGCUGUGAGACAAUAUUCUGCCCUAGAUGGAAAGAAGCAUCUGCCUGAGGCAACAACAAAGCCUGAAAGGGAGAGACAGUUACUGCUCAAAGACGAGGCUGAAUAUGAGUCCGGAAGCAUUUUCCUGAUAGAACAUUUUUAAACCUCUCCUUUUUCUAACCCCUCUCACCUUUAGAC